Molecule: messenger RNA, 2150 nt
Organism: Pisolithus orientalis
Lineage: Eukaryota; Fungi; Basidiomycota; Agaricomycetes; Boletales; Pisolithaceae
Product: ribonuclease H-like domain-containing protein
Exons: 4
Coding region: 192-1943 (583 amino acids)
Molecular function (GO): nucleic acid binding
Source: RefSeq, a predicted model, not a curated record
GGGGUUGACUUACCCGUACUAUCCUUGAGGGAUAGUACCCUCUUACGAACUCACGGGCAUGACCCUGGUAGUGCCCGGGUACACCCGUGAUAAACCCUAAGCUACACAGGUAUAAAAGUCGUGAAGCGCGGUCGUACGACUCUUGUACGUUUCUUGUCCACAUACUCUUGCCAUUAUAUCGGCUUUCAAUUAUGAGCGACAAAGGAAGUUUCGCGGGCAACGGAGGUGGAGGGCCUGGAGUGGAGGUUUUUCAGGCAACCGAGGCAGAGGGUCUGGAUGUGGGGAUUUCCGAGGGUGGUUAUGUCCAAAGCGGCGGCGGUCAACAAGAUGGUCCAGGCAGUGGGCCAACAGGUGCAGGGGUUCCUGGAGAUAGGAUUUUUGGAAGCCCUGCACCUGUUGACAAACGCCUUCAGAUCUCAGACGCACUUGUACAGGUUCUGAAGAAGCUGCCGUACAAGCCAGAGCAUCCCCAUUGCCCCGGUUUUGGUACACUGGGAAUUCCAAUCACAGUGGGGGCGAACUUCGCAGUCAAGUUCAAAAAACAGCUCAGUUCCCGCUCGGAAAUUGCCGCCGCCGGUCGUCGUCCGAAUGUCAAAGACGGUAGCUGGAACAUCUUGGACGUUGAGUUCCAUCCAGGCGCGACGGUUAAAUCGUGGUGUGUUCUUGUGGUUCUCGAUGGUCGACCAGCCUUCGGUGGCAAUCCCAAUGACCAAGCCUUGACGUCAGUAUGGCAAGGGUUUGCCCAGAAGUGCCGGCGUAGCGGUAUGAAGGUGGAGAAGGAUCCCAAAGUUUUAUUCACUCCCCAGCUUCCGCCGCAGGUAGAGGAUCCCAACCGCCAGCGGGCUCUCGAUAUGAUCCGUCAGACUAUUGUCGAAAGCAACAAUCCACGUGAAAAACCGUCCUUUAUUCUCGUACUCUUGUCGGGACGGGAUAAUUUCAUUUAUCCAGGCAUCAAGCGGCUGUGUGACAUGGUCCUGGGAGUACACACCCUUCACAUGUUAAUUGAGAAGGUUUUGAGGGAUCACCCCAAGCAGGAUCAGCACUUCUCGAACGUUGCUCUUAAACUCAACAUCAAGUUAGGUGGUAUUAACCACCUACUGGAUCCCGCAAGCACCAAAUGGCUCACACGGAAAAAGACAAUGGUAUUGGGUAUGGACGUAACCCACCCGAGUCCAGGUAGCCUUGAAGGCACUCCGUCUAUUGCUGCGGUUGUGGGAAGUGUCGACGAUAAAUUCGUCCAAUUCCCCGCGAGUUUACGUUGCCAGGAAUCAAAGAAAGAGAUGAUCACCAAUUUGGCUGAAAUGGUCACCGAAAGAUUGCGCCAAUAUCAAGAGGUCAGUAAAGCCUUACCGGAUCGCGUCUUCGUAUAUCGCAACGGUGUAUCGGAGAGGAACUCCCUGGUAUCUUGGAUGCCUUCCGAUGCUAACCGGGGGAAGCCAUAUCGCCCUGCACUGACCAUCAUCAUCUGCGGGAAAUGCCACCAUAUGAAAUUCUUUCCCGUCAGGCCCGAGUUUGGCCUCGGAACCGUCGUCGAUAAGGGCAUCACAUCCGUCUUUGAUUUCGAUUUUUACCUCCAAGCACACGCAGGCCUCCAGGGCCAUGUCAAAAGCACCCAUUACACCGUGGUGUACGAUGAGAACAAACUCGAGGCCGACGAAGUUCAACAAGGUCUAAACACCGCAAGUUACUUGUAUGCGCGUGCAACCCAGGCCGUGAGUCUCGUACCUGCAGCCUAUUAUGCCGAUUUGGCAUGCAAACGUGGUCGUUGCUACCUCAACGAAUUCCUCCAAGCAGACGAUAAGUCGAGCACUCUGGUCUCGAGAGGGAGUGGUCACUCUAGGCAAGCAAAGGAAGAGGCUAGGCGUAAAGUGUACAACGAUGCGGUGAAAGCAUUGGCUGCAGGCGCACAUCCAGACUUGAAGGAUUCCAUGUUUUACAUUUGAGACUAACCUUCUGUUACUGUUCUGCUACAUAUGCUUUCGCGCUUUUUGUAUCCAGGUGAUUACUGACAUGUACUAUAUGUAAAGAACUCUUCUGGCGCAACUAGCGUAAAGAUUUGAAGCCAUGAACGCAGCCUACGCGUCAGAAAAGGGAGCAUGUCACGGUAGCCUUCUGAUGUGCGUCGGAACGAGUCUUAUAAGUCGUCGACC